AUGGGGUUCACACGCCUCGCUGUGAUGCUUUCGGUCACCAUAAUCCACCUAGUUUCAGGUAUGAGCUUUAUGACGCCUGAUACACCACCAACAUCAACGCCAGACACUAACCCUCUGGGUGACCUGAUCCAUGCUGCCUUACAGAGUAAGGAAUACUUAGGAGAAGCUUCUGCAAGCACAGGUACGACCACCAACCCGACACAGGCUGUGCCUGGGCUUGGGCAGACCGAGUCGACAGCAACAGUCAUAUCACCAGGGCUGCUCACCACAGCUGUAAGCUCCUCUUCUGCUGCCAGUCAGAGAGGAUCAAGGAAUACCAUGUCCUCGGAGGAGGAGACAACCACCACCCUGAUCACCACGACCACCAUAACCACAAUGCACAUGCCAGUACAAUGCAAUGCCACCUUGUCAACAAUGGAGGAUGUUGUCGAGUCACCAGAUCCUGCAUCGUCGUCCUCAUCUUUUCCCCCUCUGGAAUGCACCUACAGCAUUACUGUGUAUGCAGGUUAUGGUGUGGAAAUUCAGGUGAGGAAAGUUAACCUUUCUAAGAAAGAGUCUCUGACCAUCAUGGGGUAUGGAGGUGUGGGACCAGAGCUCUUGGCCAAUGAGACCCUGAUGAGAGAGGGCCAGGUGAUUCGCAGUACAACCAAUCAGGUGUACAUUCACUAUCGCAGUCUCCAACAGAACAACCACGGCGUGUUCAGCCUCCACUACCAAGCCUUUCUGCUGUCUUGCUCGUUUCCCAUGUCUCCUGAGGGCGGUGGAGUGACAGUGACAGAUAUCCAUCCCGGAGGUCUGGCACACUUCCACUGUGACCCGGGUUUCCAGGUUCGCGGUCAUGAGGUGGCUACUUGUGUUAACACAACACAACCACACUGGAGCACUACGGAGCCACAAUGUGUCGCUGUUUCUUGUGGAGGAUGGAUCCGUAAUGCAACGGUUGGCCGGAUACUGUCUCCACCCCCUCCCUCUGUCAGCAACCACAGCAAUGGAAAUAACCUGAGCUGUCACUGGUUGAUAGAAGCCAAAGAGGGCCACAGACUCCACCUACACUUUGAGAGGAUUGCACUGGAUGAAGAUGAUGAUAAGUUAAUUGUGCGCAGUGGAAACAGUUCCCUGUCUUCACCGCUCUUUGACUCAGACCUGGAUGACGUCCCUGAACGGGGGUUGUUGAGUGAGGGCUCAACACUGUACUUGGAGCUCACAGCUGAUUCCUCCUCCAUCCCUCUGCUUCUGGCGCUGCGAUACGAGGCUUUUGAUGAUGAACACUGCUGGGAGCCCUACAUGCCUCAUGGUAAUUUCAGCAGCAGUGACAUCACAUAUCAACUGGGCACCACAGUUAGCUUCACCUGCUCUCCAGGCUUUGUCAUGGAGCAAGGUUCUGGGAUGAUUGAGUGUGUCGACCCCAGCAAUCCCCACUGGAAUGACAGCGAGCCGAUGUGCAAAGCUCUGUGUGGAGGGGAGUUGACUGAGCCGUCGGGUACCAUCCUGUCUCCUGAUUGGCCCCAGAGCUACUCCAAGGGACUCGACUGUGUGUGGCAGAUCCAUGGCAACGAAGAGAAACGCAUUGAACUGGAUGUCCAGAUUUUAAAUAUCCGCCACACUGAUGUGCUGACCGUUUUUGACGGACGUGAUCUCAUGUCCCAUGUGAUCGGACAAUACCUGGGGUCCAAAGAGCGUUUCCAGGUUGUGUCUGGGGGCUCAGAAGUUACCAUUCAGUUUCAGAGCGAUCCAGAUGACUCCAGUUUCAUCCUGAGUCAGGGAUUCCUCAUUCAUUAUCGUGAGGUGGAGCCAAACGACACCUGCCCCACUCUCCCUCAAAUUGACUUCGGCUGGAUCAGCUCGUCCCACUCCUCCCCUGUGAGAGGCAGUGUGCUGACCUAUCAGUGCCAACCGGGAUAUGACAUCAGUGGCUCUGACAUCAUCACUUGCCAGUGGGACCUCUCCUGGAGCAGCAGUCCGCCUACAUGUGUCAAAGUCCAGCAGUGUCCCGACCCAGGAGAGGUGGUAAACGGAGCGCGCUCUGUGCGCCCAGAAGCAGGUUUUGCAGUCGGAACCGUCGUCCGUUUCUCUUGUAACCAGGGUUACCAGCUGGAAGGUCCCAGCCAAAUCUCCUGCCACGGACGAGACACCGGCACCCCCAAAUGGAGUGACCGCAGCCCAAAGUGUGUCUUGAAAUAUGACCCGUGCCCAAACCCUGGUGUCCCUGACAACGGUUACCAAACCUUGUACAAGCACAGCUACCAAGCGGGAGAAACUCUGCGUUUCUUCUGUUAUGAGGGCUACGAACUUAUCGGCGAGGUCAUCAUCAGCUGCGUUCCUGGCCAUCCCUCUCAGUGGAACAGCCCUCCGCCCUUUUGCAAAGUGGCAUAUGAUGAUCUUUUGGAUGACCACAAAUUAGAAGUGUCCCAGUCAUUUGAGCCGUCCCAUCAGAUCCUGAGUGAGAACAUUGCUUUGGCAGUAAUUCUGCCAAUCAUCCUGGUCAUCCUCCUGAUUGGAGGAAUUUACAUGUACUAUACAAACAUAUGCAGACUAGAAUGGAAGCCACUCUUCUGGAAGUCUCUCUCUCACACACACUCCUACAGUCCCAUUACAGUCGAGUCCGACUUCAACAACCCUCUUUAUGAGGCGGGGGAUACGCGGGAGUAUGAAGUGUCCAUUUAAAGGAGAAAAUGCCUCGGUGAGAAUUGAGAACCAGAGAAAGAUUCAAUUCUACGGGAAGACAAAUUAUUUCGUAUGAUAAGGCCUCACUCCCCUUUUAUCAUUCAUUUCUAUGUACAGUAUCUUUCUAUUUUUCCCAUCACUGUAUUUUUAGUUUAUCAAUUUGUGCAAGUGCUUUAUUUUGAUUUGUUGCACUGAUAUUAGUGGUCUGCCAAACAUGGUCCUACUUCACGGUCCAACUCUCUGUAUCGCUAUGACUGGUGCCUUAUGAUGGGUAAGUAAUUGAUAUCAAAGUACAACUAACAGUGUGGGAGCAAUAAGAGCGGAAGAGGUGAAAAGGGUGAAGGGAAAUUGAUUCAUUAAUUUUUUUUAAUCAAAUUAUUAUGAAGGCCAAAAUAUUAGAGAACUUGGCAAUACUUGUAUUGUAACUAUCAAAAGUUACAGUCAUGAACGUACUCACUGAAUGUUUUUCUGUCAUUUUUAGAGUGGCUCAUGUUACAUUUUACUAAGUUAAAGUUGAAGUAAAAGGGGAAGAAUACUUUAAUUUCAACCAUGAGAAGAAGUUUAAAAUACAACAGUUAUUUAUUUUGUCUCUUUCCUCACUUGGUCACUCUCUCUCUCUCUCUCUCUCUCUCUCUCUCUCUCUUUCUCUCUCUCUCUCUCUGUGAAAUACACACACACGCACACACACACAAAAAUUGAAUGUAAAUAUCUGACUUAAUAUUGCUUGAGGUUGAUAUAUAUACAAAAUUAUAUAUAAAACCCUCAUAUAUACAAUUAUACAUGGUGGCGGGAGGUUAUAUAUUUUCAUUAUAUAUGUAAUGAAAAUUCAGUGCCAAAAUAUAAUGUAAAAUAAUUGAAUGUCCCUACGUGUUUCAUCUGUUAUUGCAAUACUGUUUACAAAGGCAGUUUAUUUUAUUCUUCGCUGUUUCUGGAGUGCAUUGUCAUCCAGUGUCACAUGACAUAUAAGGAAGAGGUGAGGACAUGAAUGUCAUUGUGCUUAGAGCAUGCACUGAUUGUAAAUGAUAUUGCUUCUGCUCAAUCUUGCCAUUAUCAUUAUAGUUAUUGACAGUUAUCAUUGUUAUCAGAUUUGAUGUUGUAUGCACUAUGUUGAAGAAAAAUAACAAACUUGGCUGCUUGCUGUGAUGCAUUAUGUAUUUAUUUACAACUGAUUGUUUCAACAGUGAAUGUAGUCUCAUUCUCUGCCAAAUGAAGGAUCCUGGAGACUGUUGCUUUGUAGAUUUAAUUAUUCUCUUAUCAUCAGUAGCAUUUAUUUGCUUCAUAUAUGAAUACACUCUUUUGAAGGCAGUAAAUUAAUUGCUGAAUUGGAAAUAAAGUUUCUGUUGAAUGGUGUAAAACGUGU
Molecule: messenger RNA, 4024 nt
Organism: Cyclopterus lumpus (lumpfish)
Lineage: Eukaryota; Metazoa; Chordata; Actinopteri; Perciformes; Cyclopteridae
Gene: sez6l2
Product: seizure related 6 homolog (mouse)-like 2
Exons: 18
Coding region: 1-2664 (887 amino acids)
Biological process (GO): synapse maturation
Cellular component (GO): endoplasmic reticulum; neuronal cell body
Source: RefSeq, a predicted model, not a curated record